Messenger RNA from Zalophus californianus (California sea lion), 1916 nucleotides. RefSeq names its product leukemia NUP98 fusion partner 1 (gene LNP1). Lineage: Eukaryota; Metazoa; Chordata; Mammalia; Carnivora; Otariidae. The record is from RefSeq and is a predicted model, not a curated record.
AUGCAAGCUUUAUCAAAGGUUUCUUGGAAUACUGGUGGAAUGGGAAGGGUCUGGACUUCAUUAUUCUACUCCUUGCUUCAGACUUGGCUGUGCUGCUUAGUAGUAAUUUCACCUCAGGGGCAGGUCUUCGAGAAUUUGAAUCACCUACACAUGGAGCACAAAGAUGAUGACGAUGAUGAUGUGUCUUUCGCCAAAUGGAUGAGCAGCUUCUGGGGUCACGGCUGGAUAGAAGAGAAUGGGAGAGGACUCCGGGACCACCACGGAUCACAAGAUGCCACUUACAGGAAAACCUCCCUGCCCUGCCCAUUUCCUGUGCUUCCCAGAAUCACAUCAUCUGACAGCCGUCCCAGAAGGCAUUCUCAUGAGGACGAGGGAUUUCGAUGCCAUACCCACAUGCUGGAUUACAGAAAAUGUUCAGUGGAUGAGUCAUUCAAGGAGCCACUGGAAUCAAAAGGAAGCUCCCGUUCCAAAAUUCAAGCAUUUUCAGAGUCCUUUGAACAGGAACUGUGCUUUAGAACCAAACGCUCUGUCUCUUUGGGACCUGAGAGCAGAAAGGAGAGAAGCAAAAGGGAAUGCCUGAGGAUGGAGAUGAAAUCUCAAAAGAAAGUGGAGGAAAGAAGGAACCCUAGGAAGGAAGAACAUGGAGAAGCAUAUAUGCCCCCCUUGCUUGAAAAAGAUCCCAAAUAGUAUUUUGUUUCCACAUCAUGUCUCCAGAUGCCACUGUGGUUUUCGGGCCCCAGUACGCCAGGCCAGGUAGUGGUAGCGGUGAAGGAGUGCCCACAGAGGCUGAGUGACUGCAGGGGGCAGUCGGUGCCUCUGCUCCCCCACAUGACUCACACCCAACUCUGACUGCUUCUGAUGUCUUAGUUGAGAGUGUGAUCUGCUCUGUUGUCCUUUUAUGGGACUAAGGAGAAUGACAGGUAUUUUAAUAGAAUAAGUUAUUCUUAAAAAUGUAAAGAAAGAUAUUUAAAGAGCCACCCACCCAUCUUCACUAACUCUUCUUCCGCAUCAACCUUGCAAAUAAUUUUAAAUAAAAGUCAUUGAUGUGACUCUAAGUUUACUUCUUUUUCAGAAGUAAUAAUGUAAGUAUGUCUAAUGGCCGUCAUUUAAUGAGAACUGGUAAUUAACACGCCAGGUACUAUGCCGAGUUCUUCAAUGCCUUACCUAAAAUAAUCCUCACUACUCUGAGGUGGGACCUAUUCUUUUCACUUGCUAGCUGAGGAAAUGGAAAUUUAGGCACGUCCAGGAACUUAUCGGUGAGGUGGCAGAGUUAGGGCCAGAGCCCAGUUCAUUGUGACUCAUGGUCCUAACCUGAGGCAGGACCUUCAUUUCCCUUUAGCUCUGGCUCCUAACCUGGUGUUUGUGUGUGUGAUGUACAUGGAAUGAGUGUAUGUAAAUGAGAAAAGCAGGAGAUGGGAGGAGCUUAUGCUAAUGACUUUUACACGGGUGGAGACUGAUUUUUCUGAGGUCAGCUUUAUGCUCUGGGUUUUAACUUUAUGAGACCAUAUUCUUAUUUAUUUAUUUUUAUUUUAUAUUGAGACAUAACUGACAUACAAUGUCAUAUUAGUCUCAGGUGUACAACAUAAUGAUUUGAUAUUUUUAAUAUAUUGUGAUAUUAUCACCACAAUAAUUCUAGUUAACAUCCAUUGUCACACAUAGUUACAAAAUUUUUUUCUUGUGAUAAGAACUUUUAAAAUCUACUCUCUUAGCAACCUGCAGAUAUAAUACACUAUUACUAGCUAUAGUCACCAUGCUUACCUUAUAUCCCAUGACUUAUUUAAAAAAUAUGGAACGCUUCAUAAAUUCACGUGUCAUCCUUAUGCAGAGGCCAUGCUAACCUCUGUAUCCUUCCAAUUUUAGUGUAUGUGUUGCUGAAGUGAGUACUUCUCUUGUUUCUUAAUUUUCAGCUUUAUUGA